AUGUUUUUAGGUGCUCGAGUGACUUUCCACCAAAUGAUCAUGACCACAGUGUUGAUGGACAAUUAUCAGAAGCAGAUUUUUUCAAGGCUGUAUAUUCAGGUACAUUGGAACUCCAACCAGCCAUUCUUUGUUAUCUGA
This is a messenger RNA of Gongylonema pulchrum, 138 nucleotides long. Lineage: Eukaryota; Metazoa; Nematoda; Chromadorea; Rhabditida; Gongylonematidae. The record is from the annotation of a GenBank genome assembly.